Messenger RNA from Nematolebias whitei (Rio pearlfish), 1441 nucleotides. RefSeq names its product UPF0461 protein C5orf24. The record is from RefSeq and is a predicted model, not a curated record. NCBI's taxonomy places the organism in Eukaryota, Metazoa, Chordata, Actinopteri, Cyprinodontiformes, Rivulidae. Bases 262 to 915 code for a protein of 217 amino acids. The transcript has 2 exons.
UUUAAUGGAAAAUGGCUGCGUUUCUUCACCAAACCGCUGGAGCUGGGAAAUAAAAAAAAAAAACUGUCUUUUGUCGUUCGCACCGAAGCGAUUUGGAUGCGGUAACUACACGUUAGCGAAGCCGACGUCCUGUGUUGUGAAAAUAAGUGGGGAGGGUUUAAAAAAAAAAAAUGGAGCGACUCCCGCUUUGAGAGGGAUGUAAAGAUAAUUUUUCUCCUUUAACCCUUCCUGCUCCGACAUCUGCGAACAAUCGAGCAAAAGAUGAUGCGCCAAGUGACUACCAGUGAUUUCUGCAUAAACAGCAGGCCAUCUUGCCUCGCAGACAACAGCCACCACCCUGUUUCUCAUUUUGAACUGUGCACCUCGCAGCCCAGUAAGUUCUACCCUCCUCCCCCUCCGACGUCCCUCCAGAUGACGCUGGCUCCCAUGGCCUUACCAGCCCAGAGCCACAAGUCCAUGGUGUGCCACAGACAGGAUGUUCUUGUGGGUGACCCGCGCUCACCUGGGAAAAUUCCUGUCAUGAAAGGCACCGCCCAAACGCCGGAGGACGGCAAGAAAAAGAGCAAGGGAGCCGGGAAGACGGGCAGACGCGGGAGGCCUUUGGGAACCACCAAGCUAGCUGGGUACAGAACCAGCACCGGGAGACCCCUUGGUACAACCAGAGCCGCUGGGUUCAAGACGAGUCCGGGAAGGCCACUCGGUACAACCAGAGCUGCGGGGUAUAAGGUCAGCCCCGGACGGCCUCCUGGCAGCAUCAAAGGCCUAUCUCGUCUCAACAAACUGGCUUAUAGUAGCACCUGCAGUGGAGCAGCGUUCCCCUACCCACUACCACACAAAGAAAUGCUCUGUGAACCUUCCUGCAAAGACAAGACGUCCAACGAGCAAAGGCUCUGCUCUGAUUCUUCUUCACCCUGAACCGCUGGAACAAUAGACACAUGUACAGGUUUCCAGCUUCUUAUUAGGGGUGGUUGUAAUAUUUCUCACUGUGCUGUCGGGCUGAAAGGAGGAAAUCCUUUUCAAAUGUUGUUGUUGUUGUCAGUCGUGUGCCUGCCAUCUAAUCUACUUAUUAGCUUUUCGAUGCUCUUACUGGAGGUCGGUAGUACACAUUGCUGUAAAUGUGUUCUUGGGAACUAAAGCAACUGAUCACUGAGCUUUCACCUAACGGCUCCCAUAGUGGAAGCUCUAGUAUUUAAUUCAACAUUUUAAAAGCAGUUUAAACGAAAGGAAAUGCUUCUUAUAAAAAAAAUAAAAAAAUAUUUUGCAUUUUAAUUGCUGCCAACAAAGAAGACUUCUUACUGAUGAUCACCAUGUGAAAUCUAUUAGGCAAGGAGCAAAUCUACGUGUAAAGUUCAGCACACUUCAGCUGAAUUAGCUGAUGUCAGCAUUAUCAUUUGUAUUCUUAAUGUUUAAAAAAUGUGAAUAAGGGAAAAAAAAAAAAAAA